AUGGAUCCGCUGGAGAGAUGUAUUAAGUGUUUUCUACAGUCGGUUUUCGUUAUAUUCGUCAUAAUACCCGCGGGCCAAACGCCACUGGUGCUAAAUGUUUUGUAUCGCAUUGCUUGGUUAAUAUUCCUUUUAUACUACAGUUACUUGCCCGUUAUGUUGCGUUGUUGGGUGCGCCUGUUUCUCUCCGUCGGCUCCGCAAUAAUCUAUAUGUUUUGCAUAGUGGAGAGUACGCUGAAAUGGCGAAAAUAUGGACGCAUAGUCCACAAACUUCGUACAAUUGAUGAUUUGAUAACAAGGAAAUUUAAAGUGAACUUGGUCCAACGAAGACGUUUUAGUUAUCUCAAAUCACGCAUACUGCCUCUACUUAUAAUACUAAUCAUUUGUGAGAUUAUUAAAUUGCUUAUGCUGAAGCGCUUAAAUUUCAGCUAUUGGUUUACGCUAACGAUUGUUACGGGUCUACGUCUACGUUAUUUCCAUAUAAUCGUCAUUUUGUGUGACUUCAAUGAACGUCUGUGUCUAUUAUGUGAGGCCUUGAAACGGCUGAAAGCUUACAAUGGCUCUGGUCUAAACUUAGAGUGUGCCGCAUGGCGUCGCAACAAUCGCUGGGAGUUCGCACAGCUGAAUAUGUUGCGCUUGAUCCACGGACGCAUCUAUGAAUUGCUGCAGAUCAUCAACGAACAUGUCGGUUGGUCCAUGACUCUGAUCGCGCAGGCAACUUUGUUUGAAUUCGUUUGUUACACAUAUUGGUGUCUGACGUAUAAGUUGGUGAAUAUGGGCAUGAGCGCAGUGAUCUUUAAUUUCGUUACAAUUUUCUCGUUGGGCUGUCUACACUACCAAUGGUUUCGGCAGGCAGAUAGAGUCAAACAGAAUGGUGAAAAGAUCGCUGCUAUUACAACUCAACUUUAUAAACCGUGCGACGAUAAACGCUACAAUGAUCUACUACUCGUAUUCCUGAUACAAACCAUGCAUCAAAAGUUUAUGGUGACAACGAAGGGGUUUCAUAUAAUUGAUUUGAAAAAUUUAGCAACGACUAUUCAUGUCUUCGCCAAUUAUCUGGUGUUCUUGCUACAAUUUACAUAUACCUCGCCCAGACGUUAG
Bactrocera tryoni is the source of this 1098-nucleotide messenger RNA. RefSeq lists its product as uncharacterized. The transcript has 3 exons. The record is from RefSeq and is a predicted model, not a curated record. Lineage: Eukaryota; Metazoa; Arthropoda; Insecta; Diptera; Tephritidae. Bases 1 to 1098 code for a protein of 365 amino acids. Gene Ontology annotation, cellular component: membrane. Gene Ontology annotation, biological process: sensory perception of taste.